CCGCCCCGCCUUUCCGCUUCCUGCCGCGGGCCGAGGCGCGGCGCUUCCAGCCGUGAGGGGCAGCCGGCUCCAGCGCCAGGUACCGGCGCGGGCAGCAGGGUUGUGCGUACCUCAGCGACCGCUCAGUUCUCCAGAUGGCUUCUUUUGGGUGGAAGAGAAAGAUUGGUGAGAAGGUCUCAAAAGCUACUUCGCAGCAGUUCGAAGCAGAAGCUGCGGAUGACAAGGAUGUGGGUGACGAUGAUGAUGGUAACUGGGUGCUUGCAGCUAAGAGAAGAAAGGAAGUUCUCUUAGAAGAUUGUGUAAGGAAAAGUAAGGAGCUCAAGGAUGAAGGUGCAAAUUUGGCUGAAAGUAGGAGGUACAGAGAGGCUCUUGUCAAGUGGGAUGAAGCACUUCAGUUAACUCCAGAGGAUGCUACACUUUAUGAGAUGAAAUCACAGGUCCUGAUGUCUUUACAUGAAAUGUUCCCAGCAGUGCAUGCAGCAGAAAUGGCUGUCCAGAGAAACCCACGUUCCUGGGAUGCCUGGCAGACUUUGGGACGUGCCCAGCUUGGAUUAGGAGAGAUAGCACUGGCAAUCCGAAGCUUCCAGGUAUCCUUACACAUGUUUCCAAUGAACCCUGAAGUAUGGAAUGAAGACCUUUCCUGGGCAAGAAAACUACAGGAGCAGCAGAAGGCCACAAAGACUGAGUCAGUGCAAGCACUGGCAAAAGGAAAAGAGCUUGUACAAGAGUCGAUCCCAGACUAUGACUUUGAAAGUGAUGAAAUUGUGGCAGUCUGUGCUGCCAUUGCAGAGAAGGAGAAAGCUCUUUCAGCAGCUAAAACAAUGGUAAUUGUGUCUGCUUCAGGCACAGUAGAGACUGUUACUGAGCAGGACAAUUGUCUUGCAACUCCUGAUGAAACCCUUUUCAUCAAGGCCCGGUAGGGCAGCCUGACAGGUUGUCAUACCCAUAGUUAAAAGAACUGCUAUUAUUUAUUGUAUUUUUCUUGCUUUGUGUUUAUUCUUUUUUUAUUAAAUGGUAGGAUAGCCUACAAAAGUUAAAGAAUUGAGGUUAUUUUUCUUUCAUUAAAUAAAAAAGCAAUGACCUGAGUUGUUCUUCCAUCCAUAGUUUUUAGAAAAGAAAGCCAAGAGUUGAUUCGAGAAAUUUUAAAUUCUUAAGAACAAAUGUAAUAUUGAAAUGCUUGACUUGAUUCUAACAGCUACCUUUAUCUUUGUGUAUUUCAUUACUUUACAAGUUAAUUUGUACAUUUUCCCAGUAAUUAGGAAAGUUUUAUUUAAACUGUAAAAGUGCUGUGGUUUAUCCCCAGCUGGCAGUUCAGCCCAGUGCAGUUGACUGCCUCCUGGUGGAAUGGGGGAGAGAAUUGAAAAAAAUGAAAGAACUCCUGGGCUGAGAUUGAGACAGUCUAAUAGGGAAACCAGAAGCUGCACAUGCAAGCAAAGCAAAACAAGGGGUUCACCCAUCAGUUCCCAUGGACAGUCAGGUGUUCAACCAUCCCCAGGAAGGCAGGGAUACCUUGUGAUUUGGGAAGAAGCUCUGAAUGUCCUCCCUUCCCCUGCCUCCUUCUUUCCCCAGUUCUUUGUGUUGUGCUGUGGGAUGGAAUAUCUCUGUGGUCAGCUGGGCUCAGGUAUUCUGGCUUGUCUUCUCCCAGCUUCUUGUGCACCCCCAGUCUUCUCACUGGUGGGAUGGAAUGAGGAACAGGAAAAGGUCUUGACCCAGUGCAAGCACUGCUCAGCAAUAAUGAGAACAACGGUGUGUUAUCAACUCUUGCCAGCACAAAAUUAAAACCUGCCCCCCCUCCUUGCAACUCUGAAGAAAAUUAUCCCAGCCAAAACCAGUACAAAAAGAAAUCAGGAUAUUAAAAAUUAUUUCAAUCACUAUUAAUUAACAUUAUUUUUCCAGUAGAAGUGUGAACUGUGUUCUGUCAUUGACAGUCUUUGUUUUCAUGAAGUUUGCUUGUUCUAUGGGAAAGUUUCCUAUGAAGUGGGGAUGGAUUAUUAUAUUGUAUGUCUGUGUGUGACAGAUGUGAUUUGUAGCCAAAUUGAGUAGAAACCUUUAUGUUGCUUUCCUUGGUGAGUGGGUUAAGCACUUUCUGAUGAGAUGAAAGGAAAUGCUUUACCAAACAAGGCCCUGAAUGCUUAGUUACAACUAAAUGUUUCACCAGAAGAAAACACUGUUAGUGAUUGAAACUGGCCCUUUCUUAUCUUUUGUGCUGUGCUACAGACAUCACCAAAAGUAGAAUGGUGGGAGUAGGAAAUAGAUAUGGCUGAAUUGUAUAGUAUUUGGGGCUUUUCUUUCCUCAUAAGCCUAAUCUGAUAAAGGGAGUCAAUUUGCUUUCCCAAAUUCUUAAUGACCUGCCAUUAAAAGUAUACUCUUAGGGAAAAAAACCAGUUUUCCAGGACAGCACUGCUGGAGUCUCCCUUUUUAUCCUUUUUGGAUUUUGAAUGCAGUGGUGGGUAAUGAGGCAUAACCUAGGAAAUUUUUUUUAAUGUUGAUUUUUUUUCUGGGGAAGGUGGCAAUUGGUUCCUCACACAGGCAGUUCAGAGAAAUGAAAUCAGGCUGUUUCUUUAAUGUGCUCUGUGCUGAAACUGUUCGCUUUUCAUUGUCUUGGAGACAUGGUAGAGAUGAUCACAUCCUACCAUGGUAACAGUACUGGAAAAAAUGGUCAGCUGAGGGAUUCCUGAAGAAUUCAGUUUGAGAACAUGUAAUUUUUACUUGAUUUUGAUAAAAUUUUGUAUGAUAAUAGAUAGUUUUGUAAACAAGUGAAACUUAUGAAAUCAAUCAUCUUUGCACUUUUUGAGUCUGAUUUCUAAUUUCAAAAUAACAUAUUUUAAAAGAAAAUAAUGUUGCUUGAGAAGUAUAGUGUUUUUGCAGUGGAAAAUGCAUUGCAGAAAAAUUAUCUCAAAUCAUACUUUCUGUUUAUCUGAUAUCAGAAUAUCUUCAUUUAAGAGGAUACAUAUAGUUUUUAAAAAAUACUUAAUUGCCCUGUUGUACUAAAUUUUCAUUAAGUUUUACAAGAUUCUCCCUGAAUGUUUUUUUGUAGUAUGAAUUUUUAGAACUGUGCUUGCAUGAGCACACAUUCACACAAAAUCACACCUAUCUUCUGAGCAUUCAAAAUAAUUAGAACUACAGUAGCCUAAAUAUAUUAAGAUAUGUAAAACAGCAUCAUGCUACAUUUUUAUUUCUUCGUUAAGUUCAGAAAGAUUUUAAGUGCUUACUGGAUAGGCACUUAAUUAAGAUAUGAUUUGAUAGUUUAAAUUAUUAGAGUUGAAGGAUUUCUUAAUCUUCUUUCUCCUAUCGACUUAAUUUUACUCAGCCGUAGGAAGCCUUAGCGUGAGAGUGGUUUGGAUAUAUUUCUUCAAAGAAGAGAUCUUCUCUGGCUGGAAAAGGACAUGUGUGAGAUGCUCUAGGGUAUGUUUUCAUUUUGAAGGAGCUCAACUGUAUCCACCUCAUCUAUUCUUCCUUUGCGCUUUGUACAUGCGUCAGUGUUCUGUCUUUACUCAUACAGGAAGGACUGCUGCCCUUCUCUCGGAGGUCUGUGUUAUCACAGAAUCUUUUUCCACUGAAAUGAUUCACAAAGCUCCUAUUGACUUCAGCACUGCAGGGCCAGACUGCUGGAGGGGGAUACAUCUGCACCAUCAGGCUGUGCCGGGCUCGAGGGGUGGUGGCUCCCAUCCCAUGUACUAAAUGUGUUUUCCUUCUGAUUAGAUUAGGUUAUGAAUCCUAGAUAUUCUCAGAACUGUAGUUUUUUGUCAAGCAGUUACGUUCCUGGGACAGUCUUUUCAAACUGGGGAGAAGUUGAAAUAUUGAUGAUUUCAACAUUGUUUUUUUGUACAGCAUGCCAUGUUUUGCAUGUAUGUAAUUUUCUGGAUUGGUUUGCGGUUUGAAUAAAACACUGACUUCUACUUA
Messenger RNA from Parus major (Great Tit), 3903 nucleotides. RefSeq names its product tetratricopeptide repeat domain 33 (gene TTC33). Gene Ontology annotation, molecular function: protein binding. The record is from RefSeq and is a predicted model, not a curated record. The coding region runs from base 135 to 920 and encodes 261 amino acids. NCBI's taxonomy places the organism in Eukaryota, Metazoa, Chordata, Aves, Passeriformes, Paridae. The transcript has 5 exons.